Molecule: messenger RNA, 2253 nt
Organism: Plutella xylostella (diamondback moth)
Lineage: Eukaryota; Metazoa; Arthropoda; Insecta; Lepidoptera; Plutellidae
Gene: ergic53
Product: lectin, mannose binding protein ergic53
Biological process (GO): endoplasmic reticulum to Golgi vesicle-mediated transport
Cellular component (GO): endoplasmic reticulum-Golgi intermediate compartment; endoplasmic reticulum membrane; Golgi membrane
Molecular function (GO): D-mannose binding
Source: RefSeq, a predicted model, not a curated record
AGCUGGCAACAUUCUCCACAUAAUUUGGCGUGUGUGUAUGGUCGAGGUGCCGUCAAAAAUGUCUUCAAUAAAAUUAAUUAAUAUAUCUAGUGCCCUAAUAUUAUGUUUUAUAGUGAGUGCGUAUAGUCAGACUGUGCAUAAAAAGUUUGAAUACAAAUAUUCGUUCAAACCGCCGUAUUUAGCACAAAAAGAUGGAUCGGUUCCCUUCUGGGAGUACGGGGGCAAUGCGAUAGCGUCGGGCGAGAGCGUGCGGCUGGCGCCGUCGCUGCGCAGCCAGAAGGGCGCCAUCUGGACCAAGCAGCCGAUCAACUUCGACUGGUGGGAGGUGGACAUCAUGUUCAAGGUCACCGGCAGGGGGCGCAUCGGCGCUGACGGACUCGCCUUCUGGUACACAUCAGCUAAGGGCGAGUACACCGGGGAGGUGUUCGGUUCAUCGGACCGGUGGAACGGACUCGGGCUGAUCUUCGACAGUUUUGACAACGACAACAAGCACAACAACCCCUACAUCAUGGCCGUGCUCAAUGAUGGGACCAAAGUCUUCGACCAUAAGAGCGACGGGUCUGCGCAGCUGCUGUCGGGCUGCCUGCGCGACUUCCGCAACAAGCCGUUCCCCACGCGCGCUCGCGUCGAGUAUUACCUCAACACGCUCACUGUACACUUCCAUAAUGGAAUGACGACCAACGAAGCGGACUACGAGCUCUGCUUCCGCGCAGAAAACGUGGUGCUCCCCAGGGGGGGGUACUUCGGGCUGUCAGCGGCGACGGGCGGGCUGGCCGACGACCACGACGCGCUGCACCUGCUGGCCAGCAGCCUGCACGCGCAGCCGCAAGCCACCGGGCAGCAGAUGAGCAGCGCGGAGCAGCAGCAGCUGUCGGCGGAGUACGCGCAGUACCAGCAGAAGCUGGACUUGCAGAAGGAGGAGUACCGGAAGGACCAUCCUGAUGAGCUGCGAGACAAGGACGACAUGGAGGACUGGUUCGAGUCGGACGGGCAGCGCGAGCUGCGCCAGAUCUUCCAGGGGCAGGGCCAGAUACACGACAUACUCAGGGACUUGCAUAAAAAGGUCGACGAGGUGAUCGGCAAACAGAUGACGUCUCUCUCGAUGUUAACACAUGUGUACAGCGGGCAGCAGGGACAGCUGGCGCCGCAGGGGCAGCCGGGGCAGGCGCCGCCGCAGAUGCCGACGCUACCCAUCGGGCGGCACGACUGGGACGCGCUGCUCGCCAACAACCAGAUGAUCAUCAACACCAUCGCAGAGCUAAAGGGCUUCAUAAUCGAGGUGUCCCGCAAGACGGACCUGGCGGCGGCGGGGGCGGGGGUGGGGGCCGCGGGGGGCGCGGGGGUCAACCCGCAGUUCCUCGCCGAGCUGAGGGACCACGUGUUGCAGGUCAAGCAGAAUGUUGCGGUCGUUGCGCAGAGGCUCCCCCCCACCCCCGCGGCCGGGGCCCCGCAGGUGGCGACUCAGCUGUCCUGCCCCGAGGUCUCCUGCGUGUCGAUGACGUCACUACUCACUGUGGUGGCCGCGCAGCUGAUGGUGAUGUUCCUGUAUGGACUGUACAAAGAGAAGAAAGAAGCUCAAGCAAAGAAGUUCUUCUAAAGAGUCUACUUCUAGAUGAAGCUACACUGUUGUCACACUACACCCGGGGAUUCAUUACAUUAUACCAACUACAAUAUGGAUUGGCAAAGCUAACUAGUUUAGAGAAAGUGGCAACACCAUUUUUUUACUGAGGCAACACUUAGGUACUAUAGCGUGGUUGAAAAAUUUUAUCAAUUAAAAUAAAUGAUGAAUACAAUGUAAGCUUUGCCAAAUAUUGUGCCACAAUAUGAUUUGAACCGAGUCAGUACCUAAUUCUUAUACAAAUUGUGUAGGUUUUUGUCAAUUUUGUAUAAUGUCGCUCGACUAAACGGGCCUAAUGUUGAAAUAGGAACGAAUUUAUUUCUCUAUCGAAAUGGCUGUACUUAUUAUUCCUUUAACUUCGUUACCAACUUUUUGGUAUACAACAAUCUUUUCCAAUCUAAAAAUGAAAUGUGACCGUUUUUUAUAUUUUUUUCUUUCUAUGAAAAUGUUCUAUUUAUUUUUUUAUACUUUUGUUCUGUUAGUUAGUGUGUAUCGCUGUGUACAUUGUUAGUGUGAGAACAGUCUAGGUUUAGGUAAAGUUUAAAAUAAUUUUAUACCAUGAAUGCGUGCGUGUUGAGAGAUUGUACAUAAUAUUUAUAUGAUUUCAAUUAGUAAAUGUUAUAUUUGGUCACAGA